Molecule: messenger RNA, 171 nt
Organism: Heterobilharzia americana
Lineage: Eukaryota; Metazoa; Platyhelminthes; Trematoda; Strigeidida; Schistosomatidae
Source: the annotation of a GenBank genome assembly
AUGGCCAGCACUAGUGUAUUGUUGAUACCACUUGUCAUGGUUGUGAAAAUUAUUAAAACACCUGGAACGUUUAUACAAGAGCCAUCCAUAUUAUACAACUGGAUUACAAAACCACAAGACAGUAAUUUAUUAGAAAACAAAGAAACACCUAAUUUAAUGCACAGAAAUUAA